UUGUACAUUGAUCUGAAGUCUCUGCGGAGCCAGUGGGAGCUCCCAACUGAGCCACCACCAGGACAUAUGGAUACGACUCUAUCGUUUUACCCUUCCAAAGGCGCGCCUCAGGUCCCCUCAGGCUGGACACUUCAAUGGCACGAGUCGUACGGAGCGUGGUUUUUCACAAACUCACAAAAUGGCAAGUCACAGUGGAACUUUCCUCGGCAUGCGGCCAUUUCCGCCACGGACUAUAGUCCUGUCGACUACACUCACAAGCCCACCAGCUGGGGUCUUGACGAUCCUACCAGGACCGUAGUCGAUAAUCUAUUCCUAGCUAGCCAACAACACGGCAAACGGCAAACCCCUCAUUUAUCCAUCAAUACCAACUAUAUCCAGGUCAGACAGCGCCCUGUGUCGCCGCAUUACACCUUUAUUCCACCAACGCGACCAAGAGCAAUUAGUGACUGUCCGCCUCCUCUACCAGACAUCCCCAUGUCCAGCCUCAUAACCUCACACCCUGUGGCUUUGGAUCCGUUUUCAAAGACCAAAAACGGUUUCCUAGCUGCACCAGAUGCACCUCGCCGCCAAAACCGUCAUUCAUUUUGCGGAAGCGGGUUCGGCAGUGCUUAUCUCAAUGCCAGCCGAGCGGAGAGCCCUAAGCCAUCAGAGUCUGAUAACUGUAACCAUACUUCGAUGAUUGCUGUUGAAGAACUGGUAUCUUUGAUUACAAUGUCGAUUGGUCAGGAAGAAGGGAGCGAGAAGAACGAACAUGACGUCGUCUCGCGCAUUCUCACACCGCCCCUGGGCUCGAAACCUCCUACGCCCGACCCUUUUCCUCCCGGGCAUCGGCCCCUAUCGGAGAUCAGACAGAUGCUUAGGACGGAAACAAUCGGGUACACCCAGGGAACAUGGCCAGUGGGUGCAGAAGACAGAGGUUACUACCCGACCCGUGUGAUUGAGGACGAUGAAGGUGGAUAUAUGAGCGACUCAAGUUACUCUACUGAGUAUGCAGAAGAUGAGGAUGAGGGGGAAGUCGAGAAGGAGCGGCCGCCUGAAGUUGGUUUUACACCCCUUGUGAUCAAAUCCGAAGGGCGAGAGGCAUGGGAAUUGUCUUAUUAA
Clonostachys rhizophaga is the source of this 1101-nucleotide messenger RNA. Lineage: Eukaryota; Fungi; Ascomycota; Sordariomycetes; Hypocreales; Bionectriaceae. The record is from the annotation of a GenBank genome assembly.